CACUGUCAUAUCAUGUUUUUGUCGAUGUCAAAAGUAUAAGUUAUUUCUCUUUUCAUUUUUAAGGCGACCCGUGCUGACGGAUUCAGCUCGCCAAAAUGGUGAACAACAGAGUACCAUCGGUAUUCUCCAAAACGUACGUGACGCCCCGGCGUCCGUUCGAGAAGGCGCGUCUCGACCAAGAGUUGAAGAUCAUCGGCGAGUACGGUCUGCGUAACAAGCGUGAAGUAUGGAGGGUGAAGUACACCCUCGCUCGCAUCCGUAAAGCUGCUCGUGAGUUGCUCACACUUGAAGAGAAAGAUCCCAAGAGAUUGUUUGAAGGCAAUGCCCUCCUGCGACGACUGGUCAGAAUCGGUGUGCUGGACGAGAAGCAGAUGAAACUGGAUUACGUGCUGGGUCUGAAAAUUGAAGAUUUCUUGGAGCGUCGUCUGCAGACACAGGUGUUCAAGGCUGGUCUGGCAAAGUCAAUCCAUCACGCUCGCAUCCUUAUCAGGCAGAGGCAUAUCCGUGUCCGCAAGCAAGUGGUAAACAUCCCAUCGUUCAUCGUCCGCCUGGACUCUGGCAAGCAUAUUGACUUCUCACUGAAGUCACCCUUCGGCGGCGGCAGGCCCGGCCGCGUCAAGAGGAAGAACCUGCGCAAGGGACAGGCUGGCGGCGCCACCAACGACGAGGAAGAGGAUUAACUUAACAUCUUAAAAUAAACAAUUUGUUUAUACACAAA
Molecule: messenger RNA, 718 nt
Organism: Achroia grisella
Lineage: Eukaryota; Metazoa; Arthropoda; Insecta; Lepidoptera; Pyralidae
Gene: RpS9
Product: small ribosomal subunit protein uS4
Exons: 4
Coding region: 96-680 (194 amino acids)
Biological process (GO): translation; positive regulation of translational fidelity
Cellular component (GO): cytosolic small ribosomal subunit
Molecular function (GO): rRNA binding; structural constituent of ribosome
Source: RefSeq, a predicted model, not a curated record